Molecule: messenger RNA, 1369 nt
Organism: Ooceraea biroi (clonal raider ant)
Lineage: Eukaryota; Metazoa; Arthropoda; Insecta; Hymenoptera; Formicidae
Source: RefSeq, a predicted model, not a curated record
CCCAAUCAAGAAAUCAGUCUUGGCACCCUACAUUUGGCUUGACGGAACGCCGUAAGAUCAAAAAGAGUUCCUGCAACUGCAAGAAAGCAAUGAUCUGCGUGUAUUGUGAUAAUCCUCAAGAUAAGUGCGCAUGCAGAGCACCAAUCGGAAAAUGCUCGCUCUGCGGAUUGUCGUCAGACGUCUGCGACUGUCAGAACGGCGGAGGUGACGAUUCUAGUCGCAAACGGGUCGUCGGUGAACCGUAUGAGAGCCGAACCAUUCAAGUCACCAGCUGGAAGCCGAAGAGGGAAAUCAGGCGGUAUUUCGCGAGGGAUCCCGCAGAUCUCCGCUCGGAUUCCACCGAGGAAUGCCGUUGCUGCGAGAGAUUGAAGUGGCAACGCCCCGAGGAGUUACCUUAUCAGCGACUGAACGUCUUCUCGGACGUGAUGAGCGAACUGCAGCAGAAGAUGAGCGAGUCCAUAUACUGUACGCGAUGCCGAAGGAAUCCCUGCCGCUGCGGGUCACAGGUCGAUCAAGAUGAAAGGGUGGAAGGAAGGAAAGCUAACGGUUAUGUCAGAUGCCCGGAGGUAGAGAAGUCACCUAGGAGCGAACCGUCUAGAAGUAAGUCGCCCAGAAGUAAAUCGCGUAAAAGUAAGUCACCCAGGAACACGUCGCCGAGUAAUUGCCGGUGUAACUCAAGUCCUGGGAACGAGCGUAAAAGCACCGUUAAAAAAUCGGCACCGAUUCGUCGUGUCGGCUGCGUUUGCAAACAGUCGCCAUGCGGAUGCAGGAAAGGAAGGCUUAGUCAUAGGAGACCAUUGGCGAAAUGUUAUUAUUGCAAGAAUUUGCCCUGCAUCUGUAUUAUACCGAGGUAGCCCGGUAGCCGAGGCCGUGCAGGUGCGUUGAUUCACCAGAUCGCAGCGAACGAAAGCGAAGGCAAAAAGGCGCUCACCAAUCCGAAAGUGAAGAAUACGGAAAGAAAAUGUUUAAUCAAUUGUACUUGUAAUUAGUGAUCAGUCAUACGAAUGUAAUGUUGUGCAUAGUGCGUACGGAAUUUAAAAUUCUACGAUACGUUCUACGAUUCUGCUUAUUUUAUUAGAAGUGAACCAUGAAUAUCGCUCAACAUUGAUAUUUCCGUACAAAUAGUGAUGUUAACGGAUUAUUUGGGACAGUCCCUGUUUACAUCUACAUGUGGCUAUUUCUCAAUCCGAUUCUUAUGUCGUCUUAUCGAGUAAGUAGCGUUCUACUAACGCAAAUUGUUUAUAUACGUGAUCGGUUUUGCAGUUAGCGAGGUCACUUGUAAAUCUCGCGAUUUUCCUUAUAAUAUCUCUCUACUUGCAUUAUUAUAGUUUCAUGAUCAAUAAAUAUGUAGAAUAUUUCAACAGAGCAA